This is a messenger RNA of Cucurbita pepo subsp. pepo (vegetable marrow), 1129 nucleotides long. NCBI's taxonomy places the organism in Eukaryota, Viridiplantae, Streptophyta, Magnoliopsida, Cucurbitales, Cucurbitaceae. The record is from RefSeq and is a predicted model, not a curated record.
UCUGCACCUAAUUGGCGCACGGAGAACACCGAAGAAGGCGAUUUACAGGCCUUCCUCACCGGCGGUGUUGCUGAUGAACGGAAAGCAGAGCGGAUGCCAUUGGAGGAGGAGCCGGAUCGGCCAGAAGUUCCUCCUGACUUCCCACCGGAAUCUUUCUGGCUCUCCAAGGAUGCGGAGUUCGACUGGUUCGAUCGAAAUGCCUUCUUGGAGCGGAAAGAAUCCACUAAGGCCAGUUCUAAUUCCACGAAUUUGAAUCCUAAUUUACAUCCGCAAUCUAAUUCGAAUUCGCAGCGAUUUUCGUUGAAUUUGAAGUCGAAGGCCUCGAUUAUUGGAUUGCCGAAGCCUCAGAACACUACCUAUGUCGAUGCGAAGAAUCGACGAAAUUGCAAGUCCGGAAACAUACGGUUGUUUCCGAAACGGUCAGGAUCCGGUGGAAAAUCGGUUUCGUCGAUGAUCGAGCCUUCUUCUCCCAAGGUAUCGUGUAUGGGGAGAGUGAGAUCGAAGAGGGACCGAAAUCGGCAAAAGACUAAUAAUCACCAUCACUCAUCAGAAGCAGAAAUAGCAACAAACGCAAAGGAGAAGAAACCAGUCGAGAAACAGAGGAAAGGAUUCUUCGCGAGUUUCCGCGCUGUUUUCCGGAACGGUAGAAGAAGGCAACCAGUCAUCGAGCCGACUGCAUCUUCCCUCACUAACUCGCCUCCCGAACAGGACAUCACAGCACCUCCUUCCACCUCUAAUCCUCCGCCGCGCGACGAAACCGAACCGCCGUCCUUGGGCGGUUUGGAGCGAUUCACAUCGAGUAGAAGAUCCAGUUCGUGGAGCGUAAGCGAGGGCGGUAAAGACGUGGAGUAGGUGUAGAGCAUUGACUCUUCCGCCAUGCGAGGGAUCAUCGCGUAGUUAGUGCACGCCAUCGGGGCCCACCGGAAGAUUUUAGAUGUUUGCUCGGUAGGACCGAAUCGGAUCGAAUUUGUCGUCGGAUGAACAAUAUUUCUACUCCAUUGUGAUCUGAAAGGUAAAACAUCGAUCUCAUACUCAUAGUCCUCCUUUUCAUUAUUAAUUUGGUUACACUUGAAACCUUUUUGUUUGAAUUAGACGACGAAGAUCAGUAGAUAAGAGUUUCUUGAACGAC